AACUGCUACCUACCCUGGGGACUUCAUAGCAUUGUCUGGACUCUGCUGCAUGCGACUCUUCUAAUACCUGAUGCUCUGGCCGGACAUUAUUGCUAGACGGUCAGAUUGGUAUUGCCUGUUGAGCUCGGCCACUUUCGUGUUGCGCAAGCCUCCCUCGCCAACUUAACCCAACGACGGGACGCCUCGCCUCGAACAUUCGACCUUGCCUUGCACCACUUCACCCAGAACAUCAACCAACACAUCCGACACCUCACACGCACGCACGCAUCCGUACACGUAUACAUUCGCACCCGACGCUCGUCCACUUCCACUCCACCGCCUUUCGCUACAGCCCGCUCGCCCUCUCCACUUCACUUCUCUCGCAGACCCAACGACCGCCCUGCGCUUGCGCUACUGUGAACUGGGCACGCUGCGUACACAUUACCCGGAGAACGUCCCGAACAGCCUGUACGAUACUCCCGACAGCAGAAGCUGCACACAUUCGCCGCAACGCCAGACCAGUCCACAACUCAGACAUGGCGCAAUCGCAGGAACAGCAGGUGAUGCGAAGGAAGCUUGUCAUCAUCGGCGAUGGAGCUUGUGGAAAGACGUCGCUGCUGAGCGUCUUCACGCUAGGUUACUUUCCAACUAGAUAUGUGCCCACUGUCUUUGAAAACUAUGUGACCGACUGUAGAGUCGACGGCAAGAGCGUGCAGCUGGCACUCUGGGAUACCGCAGGGCAGGAAGACUACGAACGUCUACGGCCGUUGGCGUAUAGUCAAGCUCAUGUCAUUCUCAUCGCUUUCUCUGUCUCGAGUCCGGACUCGUUACAGAACAUCACUACCAAGUGGCAUCCUGAAGUGCUCGAUCGCUGCCCCGGUGUUCCCAUCAUCCUCGUCGGUCUCAAAAAGGAUCUGCGAGAUGAUCCCGUUGCGCAGGAAGAAAUGCGUAAACGCUCUGAGAAGUUCCUUACAUCCGAUGAAGGAGAAGACGUGCGUAAACGGAUCGGCGCGAAGAAGUACCUCGAAUGCUCCUCGUUAACUGGUGAGGGCGUCGACGAUGUAUUCGAGGCUGCCACCAGACAGUCUCUGCUGAGUGGAGGAAAGGAAGGCAAUUCGAGGGGCUGCUGCACAAUACUCUAGGAGUGUGCUGCCUGUUGUGUUUGCUAUGCACCUGGGGCUUGCUGGAGCAGCUUUUACGAGGCUACAAAGCAUACUUACUUGGUAUCGCUCUGCUGGUUUCGGAAUUGGGCUGCGAGGCCCGCUAGGCACAAGGUGCCCACAUUCUCUGUGAAGAGGGACAGGAAAAGAGAAUACACUCGCAAUACGGUCGACAGAGCCCGCAAUAUGGUCGACAUCCUCAACUCGGCCAUGUCUAACGCUCGGAAACACAGUGAGGAUACUGUGAUUGGGGAGCUUGGAGAUAGCGAGAAAGAUGGACUCGAAUCUCCACAGCAGAGCGACGAACACUCGGACGAAAGUCCUCGGCGCACCCACGAGAGCGCAUCUACCGCUGGUGCAACCAGUCUCCACAGUCACUACUCCCACGCGCCACCACAUGGAGAGAUACUCACUGCUAUCAACAAUGACGACGCUCCGAUGCACGAGGAUACCAUGGUCCUUCAUCAUCGUCGCCUCGCUCAGCUCGAAAAAGUGGAAGAUCAAUACGAUCGUUCCAUGCAAGAUCUCUUUCCUAAUGCCGGCGAUGAAGAUUCCUCUCACAGUGCCCACAACAUGAGUGCCACGGCCGAGCGGACGCAUCUACUCGAUGCAGUGCCAGCCCCACUCAACAUUGGUAUCGGCCGACGUUUUCAUCGUGAUAGCAAUAUGGCUACUACUUAUGGGAUCAGCGACGACAGUACAAGUUCUGUUUCAUCUUCUUUGCCCUUCCUUCCACCCGCUGACGUGGUCCCUGCCCAUCCUGAAACGGAUAGGAUCACCGGGAUUACUCGAGAGCAGAACCCUGCACUUUCCCUACCUUCCGCUCGGCAGAACCUGGGCGGACAUUCUGACCUGGACCGUCCUGUUCGACGUCUCUCAGAGGAUCUUACCCACUACGAAGCUCAUCCGGCAGAAAUCGACUGGCUUGUGGCUGAAUAUGCGAUGCUAGAAUAAGAGCGCGUGAGAGAGGCUGUUGAGGGAGGGGAGGGGAGGGGAGAGGUGAAGAAAGACGAUAGGUCAAAAGUGUAGGAGCGAGAGCAAGGAGGAGUUGGACAAGUAAUUCGAGAGAAUAGAGGGUGGUUAUAGAUGACCUGUUGUAUGUGCGCAUUCGGUCAUUGAUCAUGUUUGCUGACAGUCUUUCAUUGUCUUCCAGUCUUUGUAGAUGGAAAAAGUUAUUACUCGAGAUUUGUGCUUGUUG
Sphaerulina musiva SO2202 is the source of this 2337-nucleotide messenger RNA. RefSeq lists its product as uncharacterized. Bases 1326 to 2093 code for a protein of 255 amino acids. NCBI's taxonomy places the organism in Eukaryota, Fungi, Ascomycota, Dothideomycetes, Mycosphaerellales, Mycosphaerellaceae. The transcript has 4 exons. The record is from RefSeq and is a predicted model, not a curated record.